This is a messenger RNA of Babjeviella inositovora NRRL Y-12698, 380 nucleotides long. RefSeq lists its product as uncharacterized. The record is from RefSeq and is a predicted model, not a curated record. NCBI's taxonomy places the organism in Eukaryota, Fungi, Ascomycota, Pichiomycetes, Serinales. The coding region runs from base 110 to 322 and encodes 70 amino acids. The transcript has a single exon.
UAAAAGCGGUUUUGCGAGAAUUUUAACGACAGGGAAUCCCUCAUCCGACGAGUCAAGCUGACAGGGAUAGAUAGAGACUUUCGCUAAAAAAUGAUAAUUAUGCUCUGGUAUGGAAACGGGGCGGUUCCCCUCUCUAAGCUGUCAAGGUGCACGUGAGCAGCAGCUACACGGGGUUUUUGAUGUUGGCAUUUGGCGUACCCCUCUCCUGUCUUCUCCCCUCACUCCACAUAUUUCCACGUUAAAUGCCGCUUCACCCGCAAUAGUACUCACCACCCCGCGUAUGCCUCUACCCUCCGUCUCAAACAUCGAAAAGACCAAGUAGAUAAUGUUCCUAAAAAAGCCUAGAAGUGAAGUAUUGUCAAUACAAAAACGACCUGUAA